This is a messenger RNA of Impatiens glandulifera, 952 nucleotides long. RefSeq names its product transcription factor bHLH147-like. Gene Ontology annotation, molecular function: protein dimerization activity. The coding region runs from base 301 to 900 and encodes 199 amino acids. NCBI's taxonomy places the organism in Eukaryota, Viridiplantae, Streptophyta, Magnoliopsida, Ericales, Balsaminaceae. Gene Ontology annotation, biological process: regulation of DNA-templated transcription. The record is from RefSeq and is a predicted model, not a curated record. The transcript has a single exon.
CUGUUGCAACCAGAAUCACCACUCUCUCUCUCUACAUAAAAUACUUAGAAAGAAAUGUAUGUAUGAUUCUCUGUUUUGAUUAUCAUUUUUGUUUGAUGUUUGAUCUUAUAUUGUAUGAUAAGAUCUAUAUCUCAUUCGCCAGAAAGUGAUUCAGGUACCAGAAUUUCUCCUACGGGUAAUAAUAAUAAUCUAUCCUCAUGUUUGUUUGUACAGUUAUUUUGGAUGUUUGAAUCCGCAUUUUCCGAUUAUUACCCACUCUGAUUUCUGGGUACAGGUCUGUCUCAUCGUUUUUCGAUCAUCAUGAUGAUGUCAAGUCCGAUCCCGAAUCCAUCGAUGAUGAUGAUGACACGGAGAAAGAAGAAGAAAGCCAAAAUCGUCAGAGAUCAGAUUCAGGAUUCUAAUAAUAUCACGAAUCUUCAAUGGAAAUCCGAGGCACAUCAACAAGUCUACUCCUCCAAACUACUUCAGGCUCUCCGUCAAGUUCGGCUAACCUCAUACCCACCUCCUCGCCGUGGAAAAGUCAUGCGAGAGGCCGCCGACCGAGUUUUGGCCGCCACUGCAAAGGGAAGAACCAGAUGGAGCCGCGCGAUUCUCAAGAACCGUGUAACCCUCAAGUUCAUGAAGAACAGGAGACAGAGGGUUGCUAUGGCAACAUUGGCUGUUAGAAACAGACCACCCAAGAAACCCAGAUUGAGUAUUUUGAGGUUGAAAUCAAAGAAGUUGCCGGCGGUUCAGAGGAAAGUAAGGAUUCUGGGAAAGUUGGUCCCCGGUUGCCGUAAAGAGACACUUCCGGUGAUUCUAGAAGAAACAAUUGAUUAUAUAUCUGCUCUGCAGAUGCAGAUCAGAGUCAUGAGUGGUCUUGACAAGCUUCUUUCAGCUACCAUUCCCUUCCCCAACUGAUCGAUUUCUCCAGUCUCUUUAUUAUGUAAAUUGUUUUUCUUUUAUGUAAUAU